AAAAUUGUCAAUGAUUAAUGUGCUGUCAAAAAAGGGUUUAGAACAUAUACAACUUUGAAAAUAUUAAAAUGGAAAUGUAUAUUUUCCAUCCUUGUAGCACUUAUGUUUUUAUAGUGUUAUUACUCUGUAUACUUAGAUAAAUUUAUCAGUCCAGGAAGAGGAGAGAUAGCGUAUAAGUUGUAGAUGACAGUUGUGGCAAGUUUAUUAUUUAAGAAUUAAACUAUUGAUAUUUGCUUUUAUGCAAUGAAUUUUUAUUGGUUUUAUUAUAAUUGUUUAUUCAACAAUGCAUCAUAAAACAUAUUCAAUGAUUUUAAUGGUAGCAGCAUCUGGUGUUAUACUUACAAUAUUUCAGUUUUGGUUGAGUUCUUAUUAUGAUACAGCAUUAUUGCCUCAUGACGUAAAAGAUCCAGUAGUCUUAUGGUGGUCACCAUUUGUUGGAGAUGAAAAUCGCUUAAGUACUUGCGAGGAUGUUCAAUGCUACUUUACACAAAACAAAUCAUUUACAUCUCAUUUAUUACUCAAGGCAAUACUUUUUUAUGGAAGCAAUUUUAAUGUUGCUGAUUUACCAUUACCAAGAUCAAGAAAUGUUACUUGGGGAUUAAUUCAUGAAGAAUCUCCGAGAAACAAUCCAAUACUCGUUCAUGAUGAUGCGUUGAAUUUAUUCAAUUAUUCAGCAACUUUCAGUCGUUAUAGUGACGUACCAUUGACUUUAGUUGAUUUGCCAGGUGAAGAAGAAUUAACAGACACAUCAUACCUUGUACCAUUUAAGGAGAAGUCUGAGUUGGUGUAUAAAAAUAGUCUCGCUCCUGUCCUAUAUAUUCAAUCGGACUGUGAUACAGCAAGUGAUAGAGAUUCAUAUGUAGCUGAAUUAAUGAAAUAUAUACAAGUCGAUUCGUAUGGACCUUGUUUAAACAAUCGGCCGUUGGUGGAAAGCCUCAAGGAUAAUCAUAUGGAAACAUUAAUGAGUAAAGAAUUCCUAUCAUUUGUGGCAAAAUACAAAUUCACACUGGCUUUCGAAAAUGCCGUUUGCAAUGACUACAUCACAGAGAAACUUUGGCGGCCACUGAUCGUUGGAUCUAUCCCAGUUUACUAUGGUUCGCCAACUUUCAAAGAUUGGCUCCCCAACAAUCAAUCAGCGAUAUCAGUUCUGGAUUUUAAAAACCCUAAAGAUUUAGCAGCUUUUUUACUCAAGCUUGCCAAUAACGAAGCAGAUUACCAGGAAUACUUAAAUCACAAGUUACUUGAUAGAGAUAAUAGAAUAACGAAUGAUCGCUUAUUAAAAGCACUACAAAGCAGACCAAAAGGUUAUGCAAAUGAUUUUGGAAAUUAUGUACAAGCUUUUGAGUGCUUCGUAUGUAGAAAAGUGCAUAAUUCUCAAAGAAGCUUAAUGACAAGCAAACAAUAUUCAUGUCCGCUACCUACAAAUCCUUUGACAGGAAAAAUAAAUCACGGGAACGUCUGGGUAGACCAAUGGAAUAUUGAAAAAUGUGGUGCCAAAUUACUUGCUCAUUUUGUAUCAAAUAAUAAAAGUAUUGAUAUUAAACAAUUCAAUAAUGAACAAUUUCGUAUGUAUAAUAAAGCAGAGUGCUAAUAUA
This is a messenger RNA of Cephus cinctus (wheat stem sawfly), 1595 nucleotides long. It is a transcript of the gene FucTB, whose product is annotated as alpha-(1,3)-fucosyltransferase B. Gene Ontology annotation, molecular function: alpha-(1->3)-fucosyltransferase activity. Bases 284 to 1591 code for a protein of 435 amino acids. The record is from RefSeq and is a predicted model, not a curated record. The transcript has 7 exons. Gene Ontology annotation, cellular component: membrane. Lineage: Eukaryota; Metazoa; Arthropoda; Insecta; Hymenoptera; Cephidae.